CUUCACUUUAAGUGGUUUCGCCUGAUAAAGACCUGAAUCCUGAGGUCCCUUGAAUGUCUCGCAUCCUCUCAAAGGGCUUACAAAGGAUCUGAUAGAUACCUUGCAGAGUGUGAAGUGCCAUUGCGUUAGCACAGCCGUCAGACGAACCGCAGCUCCAGUGCCGGCCUUUCUCUGUGGGAUUGUAUCUUUAACCGGAACUCCCUUCGUUGCACGAAGGUCAGAUUGAUACACGAUGAAUUAUGUACAGCUUGAGAAGUUGGGAGAAGGGACAUAUGCGACAGUGUACAAGGGACGAUCACGGACGACUUCUGAGAUUGUUGCCUUGAAGGAGAUUCACCUGGAUGCAGAGGAGGGAACGCCAAGUACAGCUAUUCGCGAGAUUAGCUUGAUGAAAGAGUUGAAGCAUGUCAAUGUGGUCAGACUUCACGAUGUCAUCCACACAGAGUCAAAAUUGGUCCUGAUCUUUGAGUUCUGCGAGCAAGACUUGAAACGAUAUAUGGACACGCAUGGUGAUCGUGGAGCUCUAGACUUGAAUACUGUCAAGAACUUCACCCACCAGCUUCUCACUGGAAUCGCCUACAUACAUGAGAACCGAGUCCUCCACCGUGAUUUGAAACCCCAGAACCUUUUGAUCAACCGUCGUGGUGAACUUAAGAUUGGUGACUUCGGUCUUGCUCGAGCAUUCGGCGUACCUGUCAACACAUUCAGUAACGAGGUCGUGACGCUCUGGUAUCGAGCUCCUGAUGUCUUGCUCGGUUCAAGGACGUACAACACCAGUAUUGACCUCUGGAGUGUGGGCUGCAUCUUUGCCGAAAUGAUCACAGGAUACCCAUUGUUCAGGGGCAAGGAUAACCCUGAUCAGCUCAAUGCCAUCAUGAAAGUGACUGGCACACCAACUGCAGAAACAUUGGCGCAGAUCAAGCUCAACUCACCCGAGAUUCAGAUGAAGAAUCCUUUGAACAAAUACCCCAAACAGCCCCUCCACGCUUUGAUUCCAAAGGCUCCCCGUGAUGCAAUCAACCUUCUCGAACAUCUCCUACAGUUCGAGCCAACUCGUCGGUACGAUGCUCAUCAAGCCAUGGCCCACCCCUACUUCACUUCUGGACCCAUUGCUCCUCCAUCUAUCCCUGCUUCCGUCUCAAGCUCUACAGCUUCACUCGCUCUGCCGCCUCGAGUCGCUCAAAGAGCAUCGGCAGCUUCAGCAGCUGUUCAAGCUCAACAGCAAGCCGCAGCAGCGGCCGCGGCUCAACAACAAGCGGCCGCUCAGCAGGCUGCAUCUCAGCAACAGGCCCAGAUGAUGAAUCAACAACAACAACAGCAGCAGCAGCAGCAGCAACAGCAGAUGAUGUUGAUGGAACAGGCGAGACAACAGCAAGCUCAACAAGGAUACUAUGAUCCCUCUCAAAUGCAGGCUCAGGCCCAGGCCCAAGCCGCAGCGCAAAUCCAGAUGGCUCAGGCUCAAGCGAGAACAAUGGAUCCGAAUGGCUAUUAUAUGAACCAAGAUCAGAGAUAUUAGAAUUGGAUCGGGGACGAUGAAAUCAGAAAUCGUUGGCCUACAUGUUCACCGUUCUAUCGGUCCCAUCUCCUGUUCUGCAUGUGUAUUUUGCCGCAUAGACAAUGUCUCAGUGACGAGUUGUGAAUUCCUACUCCAACGUGACCUCGAAGCAGAAA
Kockovaella imperatae is the source of this 1671-nucleotide messenger RNA. RefSeq names its product kinase-like domain-containing protein. Gene Ontology annotation, cellular component: cytoplasm; nucleus. Gene Ontology annotation, molecular function: ATP binding; cyclin-dependent protein serine/threonine kinase activity. The coding region runs from base 233 to 1516 and encodes 427 amino acids. The transcript has 12 exons. NCBI's taxonomy places the organism in Eukaryota, Fungi, Basidiomycota, Tremellomycetes, Tremellales, Cuniculitremaceae. Gene Ontology annotation, biological process: protein phosphorylation. The record is from RefSeq and is a predicted model, not a curated record.